This is a messenger RNA of Colletotrichum tamarilloi, 954 nucleotides long. RefSeq lists its product as uncharacterized. The coding region runs from base 1 to 954 and encodes 317 amino acids. Lineage: Eukaryota; Fungi; Ascomycota; Sordariomycetes; Glomerellales; Glomerellaceae. The transcript has a single exon. The record is from RefSeq and is a predicted model, not a curated record.
AUGACUGAUCAAUCCCAGAAGAACCAGGCACCGGCCGCCCUCAACGAAUCAAACGAUUCAAGAGGCGUUGUUCCCCUCGAACUCUUCCUCGAAAUCGCAGACCGCUACGUCGAAUCCGCCUACGCCCAAGCCGCAGCCGAAGUCUCGACAUGGCACGUCGAAGGCUGCCCAGACGCCAUCGACUCAAUCUACAUCAGCGACAACCACGCCUACGACUAUGCCUCCCAGGCGAAGCGCUGGCGCCUUGUCAGCACCCUCGCCAACCUCCGCAGCAGGCGCGUCUCGGACAUCGUCGACAAGACGUUUUGCAAGUUCCCUCGGCACCACCACGUGCCCCGUCACCACCGCACCCCGGCAAACGCCACAGAAUGGUCUACAACGGGGCAGAGGAGCAGCGGCAUCGUCAACCCGCCUAGACACGCCUGGGUCCUCCCCGACAUCGACGUCUUCGUCCUCGACUUCAAAGCCGCGGACCGGCAUAACAACGCAGACGGCGAGAACCCGGAACCCCUCGAGACCGCGAUCCUCCAAACUUCACAGGAAGCCACGAGAGGACCGCUCCGCAUGAUCCGCAGCGUCAGCAGCAGCUUGAGAAACCUAAUGACCGCUAGCGGAAAGCAGAUCCGCGCGCUCGCGGCCUUGCCGGAGUUGAGGUGCGUGCAGGCGUGGUGCGCGAUCCGGAGCCCCGUGCAGCCCGCCGACGAGCCGCUGCACGACCACACGGCGGUUUUGCCUGUUGAUCCGGCGAUCUUGCCUGACCUUGCUGCGGAGUUGGCGCUGAGCGAUACGCGGCUUUUGCUGUUGUGGGAGCCGUUGUUUGAUGCUGGUGUGGAGAUUACGGUUCGGCCGAGGUAUGCUUUGCGUGGGGAGAUUGAGCUCGUUCGUACGGAUGAGGGUUUGCGGAUGAGGUUUCUUGAGGAGGAGUGUAGGUGCUAUCGGAUUGAGCUGGAAUAA